CCCUCCUCCUCCUCCCACUUCCCCCCUCAAGGCAAGAUCUGUCACUCUUCACUCAUCUGCCUGGAGGACGAUCAGAAAGUAUGUUAAAUGCGCUCGGAAGCACACAGGAGUGUGUUGUGGAGGCUUUCGGAGAGGUUUCCGGUCAGCUCGGCUCACUGGGGGUAGAGAGAGACGGAGAGCGAGGUUUCAACAGUUGACGCGGAGAGAACUGUGACUGAGCGCAGGGGGAAGAAGAGGAGGAGAAGAAGAAGCGAUUAAUUCUGAGCAAAUCUCUCUUAUUUUUUUUUUUCUCUCGCUCUCAUCACAGUGACUUGCGGGUGAAGGAAGAGGAGAGCUGUGCGACUGAAGGAUGCGAGGGGUCCAAUUGGACUGGAUUAUUAUGGGAUUACUGGACUGAUUAUAGGGACGAUCGCAAAAAAAAUUGGCUGAUGCUUUUGAAUGACGGGAACACAAAAGGCUGGACAGGAGAGGAUCAGGCUCCGUAGUGUCUCCCCCGCUCGCUUUUUAUUCCACUUUUGUGCGGCAUGGAGAGAGGCUGGAUGUGCAGCACGGACGGAUGCAACAGUGUGCCGCACAGGGAGGGGGGGAGAAAAGUCCAUGUGUUGUGAAUGGUAACAAUCAGGAGGGGGGGAGCAAUGCUGCAUUUUGAAUGGCCGUGUCAGUGUUUGCUGUAGCCUAGGUGUUGAUGUCGCAAAUGAGGGCAAUGCGCUUUUUGUAAGCCACAUGGUAUAACCUUCACAUCCAGACUCUAAACGCUUUAACCUUGGAUGCGGUUGGGAAUAUUAAUACUUUAUAGUCAUGGAUAAUUCAUUAAGUCCCUCUGUUAUUUAAAAAAACACACACACACAAAAAGCAAAGCAUUACUUGUAUAGGAUGCUGAAUUUGAUAUUUUAUUCAUACAUCUGGUGUCGUCUUGCGGUCAUCUUUGUUUACAGAGAKAGUUCAUCACAGCCACACGGCAUGAAAAAAAGAGGUUAGGAUACAAAUUAAAAUCGAAAACAACCUUCAUGAAUCAGUUUAAUACGUUAUUAGUGUGAGAUCGGAGUAAACCUCAUGCCUGCUGUGGGUUUAGUUCUCUAGUUUUGCCAUAAUCAACAGGUUGAAAGUCAAGAGGAUUUUUCUCCCCCUUCUCUUUUCUACCACUGCUGCAAAUCUAGUUGAAGGGAUGCGUCUCUCUGUACCCAUUUUCUUUCUUCUCUGGGUUAAAGCCCUGACAUUGAAAAAUUUGAAUUAUUCUGUUCCGGAGGAGCAAGGACCUGGAACUGUUAUCGGGAAUAUUGCGAAAGACGCUGGCUAUGGGGUGAUGGAGAGAGGGAAGAAAUCAAACUUCAGAGUGCUGGAGAAUUCUGCACCACAUCUGGUGGAUGUUGACCCUGAGAGUGGACUAAUUUUCACCAAACAAAGGAUUGACAGGGAAACGUUGUGCAGACGAAACCCAAAGUGCCAGCUCUCCAUGGAGGUGUUUGCCAAUGACAAGGAGAUUUGUAUGAUCAAGAUUGACAUUCAGGACAUAAACGACAACUCACCCAGUUUCCCUUCAGAUCAUGUGAAUAUUGAUAUUUCAGAAAAUGCAGCUGCAGGGACACGUUUCCCUCUGACUAUUGCACAUGACUCAGAUUCUGGGGAAAAUGGGAUAAAAACGUAUCAGGUGACAAGAGAUGAUUACAAUACCUUCUCUUUGGAUUUAAAAGUGAGGGGUGAUGGAACUAUAUACCCAGAGCUAGUGGUUCAGAGACCUCUGGAUAGAGAGGAUCAGAGCCAUCACACCCUGCUUCUCACUGCAAUCGAUGGUGGGGAGUAUCCGAGAUCAGGCUCAAUGCAGAUCAACGUCAGAGUGACUGAUUCGAAUGACAAUAGCCCCGUUUUUGAAAAAUCCUCCUAUGUGCUGGAGAUUCCUGAGAAUUCACCUCCUGGAAAAGUUCUUAUAGACCUGAAUGCUACCGACCAAGAUGAGGGAAGUAACGGGCAGGUGGUCUAUUCGUUUACUGGAUAUGCAUCUGAACGAAUACAAGAUUUGUUCUCCAUAGAUCCAAAUACUGGCGUCAUCAAGGUCCAGGGAGAAAUAGACUUUGAGGAGAAUCCAAUCAUUGAGUUUGAUGUGCAGGCAAAAGAUCUUGGGCCCAAUCCGAUACCAGGGCACUGCAAAAUUACUGUCAAAGUGCUCGACAAGAAUGAUAACUUGCCAAUAAUAAGUUUUGUGUCCGUCCGGCAGGGAGCCAUCAGUGAGGCAGCUCCUCCAGAGUCUGUCAUAGCUCUGGUCAGAGUGACGGAUAAGGACUCAGGCCGUAACGGUCAGCUUCAGUGCCGGGUGCUGGGAAAUGUCCCCUUCAGGCUGCAGGAAAACAAUGAUAAUUUUUACACUCUGCUCACAGAUAGACCUCUGGACAGAGAGACAAAAGACGAAUACAAUGUAACAAUUGUUGCAAGAGAUAAUGGAAUCCCUUCUCUGAACAACACAAGGUCUUUUACUGUGAAAAUCUUAGAUGAGAAUGACAAUGCUCCUCGUUUUACAAAGACAUUGUAUGCUUUGCAGGUGCCUGAAAAUAAUAUCCCAGGGGAGUACCUGGGCUCAGUUUUGGCCCACGAUCCAGAUGUGGGUCGAAAUGGAACAGUGUCAUACUCCAUACUGCCAUCCCACAUAGGAGAUGUCUCAGUGUACACCUAUGUGUCUGUUAAUCCCACCAAUGGGGCCAUUUAUGCCUCACGCUCUUUUAAUUAUGAGCAAACAAAAUCCUUUGAGUUCAAAGUUCAGGCUAAAGAUGGCGGCUCCCCACACAUGGAGAGCACCUCUAGUGUCAGGGUCAAUAUUCUCGAUGUCAAUGACAAUCUUCCAGUUAUCAUUUUACCUCUGUUGCAAAAUGAUACAGCUGAAAUCCCAGUGCCUAGAAAUGUGGGUAUUGGGUACAUCGUCACUACAGUGAAAGCAGUGGACCAUGACCAUGGCGAAAGUGGUCAUUUAACCUACGAGAUCACAGAGGGGAACGACGACCACCUGUUUGAGAUGGAUCCAGUGGGAGGAGAGGUCAGAAUCGCCCAUGCUCUUUGGGAGGAGAUUGCCCCAGUGGUUGAGCUGGUGGUGAAGGUAACUGACCAUGGCAAGCCUCCCUUAUCUGCUGUGGCUAAGCUGAUCAUUAAGGCAAACACGGAAGCAGCAGCAGGAGGGGGUUCCAGCACGAGCGGGGAACAGCAGCACUGGGAUGUGUCCCUGCCCCUCAUAGUUACCCUCUGCAUUAUCUCUGUCAUGCUCUUGGCCGUCAUGACCGCCAUCGCUGUCAAGUCCAAGCAUCAAGAUAAGGAGACUGGGAAUUAUAACUGUCGCAUGGCUGAGUACUCCAAUCCACCAGUGGGAAAGGGAAAAAAGAAAAGGAUCAACAAGAGUGACAUCAUGCUGGUGCAGAGUGAGAUGGAGGAAAGAGAUUCUGCGAGCCGGAUGAACGUGGUGAGCAGCCCGUCACUGAUCACCUCACCAAUAUGUUUUGACUACCAAAGCCCCCUACCGCUCACGCUGCCGAGGUCAGAGGUCAUGUACUUGAAAACCACCCCAAACAGCCUGACUGUGCCUAGGUCAGGGUGCCACUCCAGCUUCGCAGGGCUCAGCUCAGACACUCCAGCGAAUAGGAUGUCAGUGAUACAGACGGAAAAUUUUUCCUCUGAGCCCAAUUAUUCCAGCAGCAGGCAGCCAUUUGUUCAAAGCUCAACAUUUAAGGAUGCAGAACGAGCGAGCCUGAGAGACAGUGGCCAUGGUGAUAGUGACCAGGCUGAUAGUGACCAGGAUACUAAUAAAGGCUCACACUGCGACACAUCUGCCAGGGAGGCCCUCAAGAUGAAAGCGGCAGCAGUUAAUGGCCAGCCUUUUGAGAAGGAGCAAGACAAAUCAGUCCACUGCACCGAUGAAUGUCGUGCACUGGGACAUUCUGACAGAUGCUGGAUGCCAAAGUUACGGGUAGGAAGCCAAGCAGACAGCGCAGAUAAUCGCACCAACCUUUUCAUCCCUGUGGGAAUGGAUGCCAUGGUAGAGACAGAGAUUUAUGGCACCAUCAGCUGCAACAGCAGAAAAACCCUCACCACGUUUGGAAAAGAACAGCGGGACAGUACUAUCCUCGUGGCCAAUGUCAAACCUUACUUAAAAUCGCAGCGUGCACUAAGUCCACCGCUACAAGAGAGCCCAUCUGCGUCUAGCAGUCCCACCAAGAGCAGCGCGCCCCUGGACUUGGCCAACCAAGAGUCCAAAGAAGAGAGGGACGGGGCGUCAGACAGCAGUGCCUACGGCCCUCCAGAUGGCCAGUGCUCCCCGCUGCACACUGAGCUGGAGGAGUCCUCCUACCUGACCUGUGAGCUCAGGCCCAAAUCCCUGUCAAGCAGUCUCAUUCACAGCUCUGUCAUCAGUCAGGAGUGCGGGGGGUCGGAUUGUGCUCUCGACCCGAGGGACUCCGGUAACUGACAGUUGAGGCGAUCGCGCUCGCAGUCGCCUGCCAAGCAUCUGAUGAUGAUGAUGAUACCCACGAUUGAUGACCAAGAGUUGAUUUAUUUUGGCCCCCUGGUGGUGUGUGAACACGCAUUGUAUAACCAAAAACCAUCCGCUUUCUAUGUUUUCUUUUACGUUCGUUUGUUCCGUUCUGUUUUUUAGUUUGUGACUUGUUGUGUUUAGGUGAAAUAUGUGUCCUUGACUGCUGUGAGGGAUUC
Molecule: messenger RNA, 4683 nt
Organism: Austrofundulus limnaeus
Lineage: Eukaryota; Metazoa; Chordata; Actinopteri; Cyprinodontiformes; Rivulidae
Product: protocadherin-17
Exons: 4
Coding region: 1166-4441 (1091 amino acids)
Biological process (GO): homophilic cell-cell adhesion
Cellular component (GO): plasma membrane
Molecular function (GO): calcium ion binding
Source: RefSeq, a predicted model, not a curated record